AUGCCUGGGAGAGUUUUGCCGACGUUUACCUCUGCCGAAGUCCAAUCUCACAACAACGCCAAGUCGUGUUACAUCACCUUGGGGUCUAACGUUUACGAUGUCACCGAUUUCCUCGACGCCCACCCCGGUGGUGGUGAUCUGAUUCUAGAGUAUGCCGGCAAGGAUGUGACAGAUAUUCUGAAGGAUGAGAUCUCCCACGAACACACCGACGCGGCCUAUGAAAUCCUGGACGAGUACCACAUUGGAUUUGUCUCCAAUACCUCCACGCCUGGCAAAACUGCAACAGCAACAGCUGUCACCGAGACAGUGACUGAAACCGAAUCUGGCCCCGUUUAUACAACCACUGGAAUGUCGCGGGAGGAGGAUUUGUCGAUGGAUACCGACUAUAACCAAGACUUUAAAACCCACAAGUUCCUGGACUUGAGCAAGCCACUUCUGAUACAGCUGUGGAACAGCAAAUUCUCCAAAGAGUUCUACUUGGAGCAGAUUCAUCGGCCUCGUCACUACCGGGGAGGGGAGUCCGCUCCUCUGUUCGGCAACUUCCUGGAGCCUCUCAGCAAGACCGCAUGGUAUGUCGUGCCAAUUAUCUGGCUGCCAUGUGUUGCCUACGGACUUACUGUGGGAGCUACCGGUCUGGGUAGCUCCACUGCUGCUGCCUCUUACUUCUCUGGCGGCGUAUGCCUCUGGACUCUCAUCGAGUAUCUGAUGCACCGAUUCCUCUUCCACAUUGACCACUGGCUUCCAGACAACCGUGUUGGUCUUACUCUGCACUUCCUGCUUCACGGUAUCCACCACUAUCUCCCAAUGGAUAAGUAUCGUCUUGUUAUGCCACCGACACUGUUCGUGCUUCUGGCUGCUCCUUUCUGGAAGCUGUCACACGCAGUCUUCUAUUACAACUGGUACGCGGCUACAUCGGUAUUCUGUGGCGGCUCUCCUUCGUACUACAAGGAGCUCAAGAAGUACCACCUUCAACACCAUUUCGCCGAUUUCGAGAAUGGCUUUGGCGUGACUAGUCGAUUCUGGGAUCGGGUCUUCGGCACCGAAUUGGUCGCCCCAACUCCAAAAGGCGUGAAGGCUCAGUGA
This is a messenger RNA of Penicillium verrucosum, 1083 nucleotides long. Its product is annotated as fatty acid alpha-hydroxylase. Gene Ontology annotation, cellular component: endoplasmic reticulum; membrane. The coding region runs from base 1 to 1083 and encodes 360 amino acids. The record is from RefSeq and is a predicted model, not a curated record. Lineage: Eukaryota; Fungi; Ascomycota; Eurotiomycetes; Eurotiales; Aspergillaceae. Gene Ontology annotation, molecular function: heme binding; iron ion binding; fatty acid 2-hydroxylase activity. The transcript has 2 exons. Gene Ontology annotation, biological process: fatty acid metabolic process; lipid biosynthetic process.